Cladophialophora carrionii CBS 160.54 is the source of this 1908-nucleotide messenger RNA. RefSeq lists its product as uncharacterized. Lineage: Eukaryota; Fungi; Ascomycota; Eurotiomycetes; Chaetothyriales; Herpotrichiellaceae. The coding region runs from base 1 to 1908 and encodes 635 amino acids. The transcript has a single exon. The record is from RefSeq and is a predicted model, not a curated record.
AUGCCUGCAGCCUCGAGCCCAUCUCGGCCCCGCCGCGCACCUCGAGUCCGGUACAUUAACGAUGAUAGCGCUUCCGACGAGGACUUCGAAUACCUCGGCGCAAAGACUCGCCCUACCCGCGCUGCUCGUCGAGUCCAGACAUAUCGAGAAUCGAGCGAUGACGACACUUCAGACUCAUCCGCUGUCGAGACGGACGUUAACCAGGGAUCGAGGCUUCCAACCCCCCAAUCCGAGACAACUGUACGGCCACAUCGUCCAAAGCGAAAACCGCCCGCAGUACCAUCGAAAAAGAGAGAGGUUCCAAACAAGAGGCAGAAGACCCAGCCAUCCCGCAGUGUGAGGAAGUCAACCGACGUUACCGCUGUUGUGUCGAAGCCAUCCACACAUGCGCGCAUACCACCGUGGCAGACAUUGCCGUACUUUGUCUUGGUAAACAUCAUGCAAUAUGCAGCCUACCCUCUUUAUGGCCCCAUGUCGAGGCAACAACCCUCAAUCAACUGGCUUUGCACGACGGGAAGUAUAUGCAGAUCUUUUCAUGAUGCUUGCAUGGCAACUCUGCUCUACAGUCCUCCUCUGUAUCCCCUGCAACAAGCCCGCGGCCUGAUGACGCUGCUUAAGCGGGACCAGGAUCAUCCCGGCACCCUUUCUACUUCCUUCCGGUCGAAGAUCCGAUACCUGGACAUCGAAGUCAAGCAUCUCUUAGCAAAAAAGGGUGGGAUUUCGUUAGACGAGUUAAUCUCACUUACCCCACAACUCCAAGGUAUACGCCUCUACUCGAACUACGACGACAUGACAACAGUUAGUUGGGCCCAGCCGGCGUCGAAAAAGGUGCGCUGGACUUAUCCGAUUGAUCUCAUCAGACGUUUGGAGAGUAACAACGUGGUCCUGAGGAGCUUUGACUGGAAUGGGAGGUUUCCGAACACAACAGAUGUCCUUAAGGAGGCCAUGGCUGCCCACUCCAGGCCGUCCUUCAAGCAUUUGCGCGAUCUGACUUUCCUCAAUCUUACUCUCCCCGAGAAGACGGAGAAAACUGAUAUCGCCUCUGCACGGAGCUUCCUGGCGGUAGCAUUGAAAAGUCUCUCGGCCUUGCGAUCCGUGUGUUUCCGAAACUGCGGAAUGAUAGAUGAAUUCACCAUGCCGAUGCUGCCGCCGGGGCUGCUCCACUUGGAGCUCACAAAUUGCUCUCAUCUGACCUCUGAAGUCCUCGAGGGAUACUUAUCCUCGGCAGGACAAGGAUUGCAGUCACUCAAACUCAACAAUAAUCAGUCCAUGGAUUUGGGCUUUAUGGCCAAUCUCAAGAGUCUGUGCCCAAGUUUGCAACGGCUGAAGAUCGACAUGGUGUACAUUGACCCGUCAUCAUGGCAUGAUCGGGACCCUCUUUUUGACGAGCUGUUACCCAACGGACCUCCGACGUGGCCGUCCCAACUCAUCACCAUCUCUAUCGAAAACAUGCGGCAAUUGACGGAAGCAGCUGCCGAAAAGUUCUUUGCGUCGCUAGUGGACGCGUCCGAGGAUUUGCCAUUCCUGAAGAAACUCAGCCUCAAAGUCAUUCUAAAGGAUGCCAGCUGGCGUGACCGGGCAAAAAUGAGACAGAAUUGGAUGCCCGUGUUUGAAAAUGUUUUUCUCAAUACAGACAAGCCGUCCAACAUUGUCACCAACACGUCAAGCUCCAAGAGGCCACCGACCGGGUCACAACGCCAAAGUACCCGGAUCGCAAACGGCCGUCUGAAGGAACUCAGCAUGAGUGAAAACAGCGACGAAAGUGAUGCUUCAACCCAGAAGACUGGGCAAGCCAGGUGUGACGUGGUUGAUUUGGUUAUUUCCGAUCAGCGUCCGGCUGAGACACAAUAUCGUGAAAAUGACUUUCUCGACAGCGAGCCAAGUGACGAUGAGGAGUACAGGGACUGA